Molecule: messenger RNA, 718 nt
Organism: Malania oleifera
Lineage: Eukaryota; Viridiplantae; Streptophyta; Magnoliopsida; Santalales; Ximeniaceae
Product: heavy metal-associated isoprenylated plant protein 47-like
Exons: 3
Coding region: 168-578 (136 amino acids)
Source: RefSeq, a predicted model, not a curated record
AGGAAUUAUGGUGCCAUUGGAAGAAGGGGCUACCCGCUGGCUCUUUAUAGAGCUACCCCCUCCGUCUCUCCACAUAUACUCAUCUCUCCGUCUCACUCUCUCUCUCUCUCUCUCUCUCUCUCUCUCUCUCUCUCUCUCUGCUUGAAGGUUGAUAUCGAUCCUUAACCAUGAAGCAAAAGAUCGUCGUGAGGGUGCACUUCAAGUGCAAUAAAUGCAGAUCCAAGGCCCUGAAGAUUGCUGCUUCUGCAUGCGGAGUGACGUCGGUGGCGAUAGGAGGAGGGGAUAGGGAUACAGUGGUGGUGACGGGGGAAGGAGUUGACUCGGCGAAGCUCACCGACUCCCUGCGCAAGAAGUUUCGCUGCGCCAUCAUCCUCAGCGUCCAAGAACUUAAAGAGGAUACUAAACCUCCACCGUCUAAACCGCCUAAACCCUCCACAUCAAAUGACCAAACUACCCCCUCUCCCCCCACUGUUCAGUACUAUUGGCCAUCCAAUUAUUAUACGUAUCCCCCAUGUCCACCUUACUAUCCGCUUUACGACGCAUACCCAUGUACUUCUUCCACCUGCUCCCUCAUGUAAUUAAGCAACAUUAUGCUUAAUUAAUUACUUAAUAAGUGCAUCCAUCAACAUGGAUGUGAUUAAUUUUUUAUUUUGAUUUAUGUUUCCGUUAAUUUGGAUCAAUAAUAUUAAUAAUAAUGAUAUUGCUGUUUCUGAAUUUC